Molecule: messenger RNA, 3448 nt
Organism: Otolemur garnettii (small-eared galago)
Lineage: Eukaryota; Metazoa; Chordata; Mammalia; Primates; Galagidae
Gene: MAT1A
Product: methionine adenosyltransferase 1A
Exons: 9
Coding region: 231-1421 (396 amino acids)
Biological process (GO): S-adenosylmethionine biosynthetic process
Cellular component (GO): cytosol
Molecular function (GO): ATP binding; methionine adenosyltransferase activity
Source: RefSeq, a predicted model, not a curated record
ACCCAGGAGCAAGCUCUGACCAGCUGGAGGGAGUGACACAUCUGUUCUGUCCACUCCCUCCCUCCUCACCCAUCCUCACCUUACUCUCACGUGCACACAGACACUUAGGGAGAAGUGAUCCCGGUGGCUCUGCCAAAGACAAGCCUGCUGGGCUAGAGGAAAAAACUCAAGCAAAGUUGCAGCAUUAACGUUGUUACCUGGAAGAAGCUUGAGUGGAGAAGCGUGGGAAGAUGAACGGACCGGUGGACGGCCUGUGCGACCAUUCUCUAAGUGAGGAGGGAGUCUUCAUGUUCACGUCAGAGUCUGUGGGAGAGGGACACCCAGAUAAGAUCUGUGACCAGAUCAGUGACGCAGUGCUGGAUGCCCAUCUCAAGCAAGACCCCAAUGCCAAGGUGGCCUGUGAGACUGUGUGUAAGACAGGUAUGGUGCUGCUGUGUGGCGAGAUCACUUCUCGGGCCAUGGUGGACUACCAGCGCGUGGUGAGGGACACCAUCAAGAACAUCGGCUAUGACGACUCCGCCAAGGGCUUCGACUUCAAGACCUGCAAUGUCCUGGUGGCUUUGGAGCAACAGUCCCUGGAUAUUGCCCAGGGUGUCCAUCUGGACAGAAGAGAAGAGGAUGUUGGUGCAGGAGACCAGGGUUUGAUGUUCGGCUAUGCCACGGACGAGACGGAAGAGUGCAUGCCCCUCACCAUCAUCCUCGCGCACAAACUCAAUGCCCACAUGGCGGAGCUGAGACGCUCUGGUGUCCUGCCCUGGCUGAGGCCCGACUCGAAGACUCAGGUGACGGUGCAGUACAUGCAGGACAAUGGCGCGGUCAUCCCCGUGCGCAUCCACACCAUCGUCAUCUCGGUGCAGCACAACGAAGACAUCCCGCUGGAGGAGAUGCGCACGGCCCUGAAGGAGCAGGUGAUCCGGGCCGUGGUGCCGGCCAAGUACCUGGAUAAAGACACCAUCUACCAUCUGCAGCCCAGUGGGCGCUUUGUCAUUGGCGGUCCCCAGGGGGAUGCAGGUGUCACUGGUCGUAAGAUUAUCGUGGACACCUAUGGUGGCUGGGGGGCUCAUGGUGGUGGAGCCUUCUCUGGGAAGGACUACACCAAGGUGGACCGCUCUGCAGCGUACGCUGCCCGCUGGGUGGCCAAAUCCCUGGUGAAAGCAGGGCUGUGCCGGAGAGUGCUUGUCCAGGUGUCCUACGCCAUCGGUGUGGCAGAGCCACUGUCCAUUUCCAUCUUCACCUACGGAACCUCUCAGAAGACAGAGCGAGAGCUGCUGGAUGUGGUGAAUAAGAACUUCGACCUUCGGCCAGGCGUCAUUGUCAGGGAUUUGGAUCUAAAGAAGCCCAUCUACCAGAAGACAGCAUGCUAUGGCCAUUUUGGAAGAAGCGAGUUCCCAUGGGAGAUCCCCAAGAAGCUUGUGUUUUAGGGCUGGUGGGAGCUGGGCCUGGCCCCAUCCCACAGGCAACUGGUGUACUGCAUUCCGCUUCCCCAGGAUCCCAAAGCUCAAAUCUCCCAGAGCCCUGACUGCUGACUGCUCUCCCCGCCCACCACCCCUAGGGCAAAGCCAGGCCCCUCUAAUUUAGUCCUGUCCUGCCAUCACCAUGAAUGGCCAGAGGCAGAUGGCUUCCUGGUGCUGAGGGGCAGAGCUCCAUGUGAGGGUCUUCACGAUGUUUCCCUGCCUUUCCCUCAGACCAAGGCAAUGUUGAUUUUGUGGGAAAAGCACCCCUGUCCAGAUGAAUCCCCUCACUCACUUCCCUGUGCAGCCUGGACCCUGACCAGCUCCUCCUCCCUGCACCCUCCAUGUGUGCCAAGGUGAGCUCAGCGCAUCUCACAGACCUCAGGGUUCCCUGUGGGCUUGGGCCACUGGGACUCCUUUACACAGCUGUGGCCAGUACCCCUGAGCUGGGGGCUCAGAAGGCCCCUCCCAGGCCGGGCCUCGGUAGGGGUAAGAAUGGGGGCUGAUGUCUCCUAAGUGUCUACAACAUGUGAUGGACCCAGCCAACCACUGAGCUCACUUUUUCUUCACUGCAACAUGAUAAUGCAGCAUCUUUUUAUCACCCUGUUUAUAAAUGGGGAAACCAAGGCACAGAGAAUUUAUAUAACUUUCAGCGGUCCCAGAGCCACAUGUGUCAGAGCCUAGAUGUAAAGUGAGAAGCUUUAUCUCAGUUUGUAUUACCCCUGUGUCUUGCCAGGCACCGAUCUAAGCAAUGACUCAGCACUUUGCAGCCAGGCCAUGGACUCUGCCCUGAAGGCCUCGGGUUACUGGGAAUUAAUGGAUUAACCCAUUGGCUCCUCUUGAGCCCUAGACAAUGGUCCACAAAGGCAAGAAUGACCUGAAGGACUAUUUAAUUUACCUCAUUUGUUCCAGAAUAUGGCUCAGGGUUAGCUGGAUCCCCUGGCCCAUCAGGCUGGGUUGGUGUCUGGAAUUGAGAGGCAGCCCUAUAAUCCCAGUCAUGUGACCACUCAGACACUCGGGGCUUGGGAUUUAGGGCCUCUUGUGUAAGUGGUCUAAGUCUAGUCCAGUCCCACGCGGGCUUCCUGGGGUAGAAGCAGCAACUUGUCCUAGCAUAGGUGGCUGAAAUCUUUCUCUGCCUUUGCCCCCUUGUGUGGACUUCAGAUUCAAUGCUGUGGAAUAAGGGGGGAGGCAGGGAGGGGACCCUCAGAUGCCCCUUCCAGAGAGUCCAGCUCUAAGGCCCCUAUGCUAAUGUUAAGUAGGCUGGCUCAUGAUGGACAAGUUGCCUGAGAUACCAUGAGGAAACUCUGCCUUUGCCAGGUGGCUUUCUGGGGACAGGUCUGUUCCUGAAGGUCCUGAGUGGCCCUUGGUCUGCCAAGGUUGUGGAAGAUGCAUACUGCCCUGUCUUUCCAUCCAUGGCCCCCACCACUCACCCCACCGUGUCCUCAGCCUAGGCCUUAAACAGCAGCAUCUUUACCUUCUCUCAAGCUCCAGGGGCCACAGGCUCAGGUUGUGGCCUCCAUGGCCCCAGGAGAACAGGGGGCCUUGGCUUCUUUCCAGGACACACAGUGCUGGUUCUGGCUUGGAGAGGUGGUCCAGAAAGUCCCCUGUGGCGGGCAGGCAGCCUGUAACUGGGCCUUGGCCUGCAGCACAAAGACCUUGGCUUUCCCUUUGCCUCAGGGGAAAGGAAACUCUUCAGGGUAGAUGACAACCUUAGGGCCUGUUUAGGAUGCUAACGCUCUGGUCCUCUGCAUGCCACGUGGUUACCCAGGAAGCCUUAUGAUCCUUCCUGCAGAGGGAGGGACAAGUUUGCAGGUGGCUGAGUUCCUCCAACUUGGACAAUAUCUGAAGUGAAAACACAGGAGUCGAUACUUUCCCUACCCGUGAGACUCUAGAGAUAUGAGGUCUUUUUUUUAAUCAACAUUGUUUAUAUGAAAAUAAAGCUUUUAUUUGUUAAUAGUCCUUGCUAGAGCAGUGAAUAAAAACUCAAGGAGCAACUA